Molecule: messenger RNA, 1849 nt
Organism: Paramacrobiotus metropolitanus
Lineage: Eukaryota; Metazoa; Tardigrada; Eutardigrada; Parachela; Macrobiotidae
Product: gonadotropin-releasing hormone II receptor-like
Exons: 5
Coding region: 243-1373 (376 amino acids)
Biological process (GO): G protein-coupled receptor signaling pathway
Cellular component (GO): membrane
Molecular function (GO): G protein-coupled receptor activity; peptide binding
Source: RefSeq, a predicted model, not a curated record
GUGCGCUAUGCUCGCGUCUUUAUAUCGCUCUUCACCGUCAGUCGUGAUGUUUUAACGAGCACUUUACUUAACAGUUCGCACCCCACAUCACGCUGCAGGCGAACUCUCUCUUGAUCUCACUUUUCACUCGGGUUUCUUACCGCCACCACAAAUGUUUCUCCACGACUGAUCUAUGUAUUUAUCAAUAUUUAUUCAUCCAUCUAUCAUUCUUUGGCGAUCGAUAGCCGACGUGCAUCCAUCCAAUGGACGCUCUAUACUACACCAGCAGCAACACAACCACUGACUGGGACACCACCGACCCCUCCAAUCACUCCCUCAUCCCGGGCACGGGUGUCAGCUAUGCCGACCCCGAAAUCCUGGCGCUCCUGGCGCUGGGUUCCGUCGGCUUCAUCCUUAACAUCACCAUCAUCUCGCUGGCCAGUCGACGGCCCGCCUUCACGCAGGUGCCUGUGCGGUCGUUGGUGAUCAGUCUGGGCAGCGCCAAUCUGUACGUCAUCUUCUUCUGUAUGUUCAUCAACGCGGCCUGGCACAGUAUCGGGGGGUGGUUCGAUGGGGACUGCCGUUUCUACCGCACCGUGGAGGCCUUCAGCAUCAAUGCGGGGGCCUAUAUUGCCGUGGCGUGGGCGGUGGAUCGGUGUCGGUCGUGUGUGGUGCAGAAACCGGAGAAGAACGCGCUGGGCACACCUGUCAAGAAGCCCCGACAUCUGACGAAGCUGGUGAUUGCCGCUUGGGCGCUGGCGGUCCUCUUGGCGCUGCAGCACUUGGUGGUAGUGCCGAGUGAAGUUAGCCAGGUGGAUGUGAAUCACACGGUACCCGUGCGUGUCCCGGCUACAAUGGACUGUGUUUCGCGAGGGCAUUACUAUCCUCCAUGGAAGCAGAUUGUUGUUGAUAUGGUGUCCAUUUCCACCACGUUUUUGAUUCCAGUCUUUUUUAUUGUUUGCUGUCUUGUUGCAUUGUUGGUUCAUUACAUUCGGUUGAAGCGAAAUAAGACAGAGCGUCCGCGUACGAAAUUGGGUGUGCGACGUUUCCACAGUAGCUUCGAUGAUGAAGCCGUUCUGGACAAUAGGCACAUUGUGCGGUUGACCGUGGCACUGGCUCUGGCGUUUAUCGUAUUUUGGGGUUCAUAUUACACGGUCCUGAUCAUCAAAGUUGUUGGCUGGAUUGAUGUGAGCUUGGCUAUCACAUCCAUCUUGUAUAUGAUUGGUUUAGGAUACUCACUGGCAUCACCGAUUAUUUAUUUAUCGUUCCACUUGUGGCGCACAGCGUACUGCGGGAAGGAUGCGUAUGGAUUGGAGCGCUCCGCGUCGACCAUUCGCGAGCGCAUUGAGAUGCUGCAUAAAAAUCAGCUGAGUCGCCGUUUUGAUGAUUUGUAAUUUUUCACACCGGAUGCCGGAAACUCAUAGUUCAGGAUGACAGCACACUCACUCAGGAUGCCCUGUUCAACCCGGAUUUUUUAUCAUCGGAAAGGUUUUUAACAUUUUUAUGCGUGUUCGAGAGGAUAUGCGGAGCGGAAAAUGUUUUCAUUUUUUUUAAAAAUUUUUUUUAUUGCAUGUGGAAUUUUUCACGCUUGUGACAAAAUGUAACCUGGAAUUUUCGGCAGCUUUUCUUUUUGAAAGAGAUUGUAUUUUUUAAAACUUGGAUCUGCAACCUUGGUCUAUCUCGCCUCGAAUGUAACAGUUUUCUGUGUCAUUUGUGUUUCCUCAGCAAUGCAAAUUUGCAACCUACUCUGAUUCUGUUAAUUACGUAUUUUUAAUUGUCUUUUUCACUCAUCGGAGGUUUUUGUUCCUGACUUCUUUUAUACGUACCUCUGCUGCCUGUUUUUAAUUUGAAUGAAAUUCUGAAAAGCGGA